AUGGGCAGCCCCGUGGGAGUGAAGUCAGAGCCUACUCUGAGGGGUGCGGGGCUGAGCUGCUGCCUUUGCCUCUUCACGGAGACUGAGCAGAUCCCAGAGCCAGAGGGCCGGGGUGGCGGCUGGGCUGCAGGGUGGGGGCCCGAGGAUGAAGAGGGCCCGUGCAGCUGCCCUGGUGACUGCCUGCAGGUGGCACUUCAAAUCCGCCCACCCAAUGACGCAGAACUGGAGGAGGGAGCCACGGUCAUUGCCCACAAAGUGGGGGACCAGAUGGUGGUACUCAUGGAUCCCGGGGAGGACCCAGAGGAUGUGGCGGGCACACACCGGUCCCGGGAGCGGACCUUCAUCUUCGACAGGGUGUUUGACCAGCACGCAUCUCAGGAAGAGGUGUAUGGUGCUACCAUCCAGCAUUUGGUGGAAGGUGUCAUCUCUGGGUACAACGCGACGGUGUUUGCCUGUGGCCCCUCAGAGACGAAGUCUCCUGAUGUUGCCCAAGCUUGUCUCGAACUUGUAAUGAGGAAGACGUUGGGGAGAGCUCCAGGACGGGGGUCAAUGGAGGUCAUCAACCCAGAACGAGGCAAGAGGAUGAAGGAGGGCACGCACAUCAACCGAGGCGCUGCUGGCCCUGGGCAACUGGCGGCCAAGCGCUCAGUGAGAAGGGGCAGCGACCGGGCAGUACGUGAACUUCCGGGACAGCAAGCUCAUGCGCUGCUGAAGACACAGAACCGAGGCAAGAGGAUGAAGGAGGGCGCGCACAUCAACCACUUGCUGCUGGCCCUGGGCAACUGCGCCAACGCGCUCAGCGAGAAGGGCAGCAGCCGGGCGCAAUACGUGAACUUCCGGGACAGCAAGCUCAUGCGCCUGCUGAAGGAUGCCCUGGGCUGGAAUAGCUGCACGGUGCUGAUUGCCCACAUCAGUCCAGCCAGCACCUACUUUGAGGAGUCUCGGACCACAAUGCUGUACACCCACAGGGCCAAGAACAUCAAGACCAGGGUGAAGCGUAACCUGCUGAACUUCUCCUACCGCAUCGCGCAGUACAUGGAGGUCAUCUCCGACCUGCCCAGGGAGAUCGAGCACCUUAAAUCAAAAAUUGGGAAGCGAGAAAAGGAGAAGAAAAGUGAAGCCGGCAUCCGGGACGCCCGAGUCCCAAUGCUGUCCCAUGACACAGAGGAGGACAGCCACGUACAGAUGAACAAGAUCUGGGCACAGCUCAUCACGGCCUUCAAGGAGCAGAUGGAGAUGCGACGCAGCCUGGUGGAGCUGAAAAACACCAACAUCGAGCUGCACACGGACGUGUCCCGCCACCUGCUGACCAUUGCAGACUGGGAGCGGGAGAAGACCCAGCCCCGCACCCAAAGGGACAGGGGCGAGCUGGAGAAGGGUGAGGAACCAGCGGAGGCUGAUGCCGACGGGGAUGAGGGCGAGGCCUCGGAGCCGCACGAGGUGGUGCUGGCCAGAGAGGAGGUCAACCUGCUGUUAGCCGAGCAGCGGAAGACUGCGGCCCUCAAGGCUGGGCUGGAGCACGCGAAGAGGAAGACGUCACAGAUGGAGAGGCUGCUGCCCAGGCGGGUCACCAGCGAGGACCAGCAGGAGGUGCUGCGGCUGCUGUGCAGGGCGCACGAGCUGGAGGUGAACACGGAGCUGCAGGCCGACAACCUGUGCCGCAAGAACCGGCUGUGCCAGAAGGACUUUGUGAUCCAGCGCUACCACCAGCACUGGCUGCUGUGCGAGCAGCUGAUCCAGGAGGAGCGGCAGCUGAUCCAGGUGUCCCAUCCCCCUGAUCAGAACCAGUUGCCACUCCCACCUCCUCCUGUGCCCCGGGCUGCCUUCCUGCUCCUGGACCACAGCUGCCUGUGA
Molecule: messenger RNA, 1854 nt
Organism: Cercocebus atys (sooty mangabey)
Lineage: Eukaryota; Metazoa; Chordata; Mammalia; Primates; Cercopithecidae
Product: kinesin-like protein KIF19
Exons: 13
Coding region: 1-1854 (617 amino acids)
Biological process (GO): microtubule-based movement
Molecular function (GO): microtubule binding; microtubule motor activity; ATP binding
Source: RefSeq, a predicted model, not a curated record